Messenger RNA from Diaporthe batatas, 2322 nucleotides. RefSeq lists its product as uncharacterized. NCBI's taxonomy places the organism in Eukaryota, Fungi, Ascomycota, Sordariomycetes, Diaporthales, Diaporthaceae. The transcript has 3 exons. The coding region runs from base 104 to 2140 and encodes 678 amino acids. The record is from RefSeq and is a predicted model, not a curated record.
CAAAAAAAAAAAAAAAAUCAUUCCUACGCCUCAUGCAAGAAUCCAAGUACGAGAACCGACGGAAGAAGCAUUUCAUCCACAGACCAGUUGCGAACGAGCUAAGAUGGCCGAAGUCCUCGGUCUUGUCGCCUCCGGCCUCAGCGUCGCGCAAGUCGCCGGGUCCAUCGUAACAAACAGUCUCAAGUUAAAGGCUCUGCUAGACGAGGUCAAAGACGCACCCGACAACCUCGGUUACAUGCUCAAUCGUCUCCAGCUUCUUGCUCCAGUCCUCUGCGAGACGACCCCAGACGGAGGCGAUGCUGCGGGAACGAAUGCGCCACUACCAUCUGCUUCCGCAAACGCACAUCUCCAGCAGGCGAUGCAGAACGCACUCGCCGCAUGCCAAGCAGCCAGUGAGCAACUCCAGGGCCUCGUCACGGACCUCAUGUCCCAGGUCAAUACGAACCGUGGUGGCCUGAGGCGAAAGUCAGCCAUGGUGAAGAUUGUGCUGAAGAAGGGCACACUGGCGCAAUACGAAAUGCGCCUUCAAAAUACUAUCCAGCUUUUGACAUUGGCGCAGAGUAGUUACAUUGUCGCGUUGCAACGAACGCAGCCCGAGGCCAUCGUUUCUCAGCUCAUGUCCGCCCUUUCUCAGUGCCCCCAGUCCGCCGCCCUCGGUCAUGCAGAGACGACCCACGACCAAGCAUUGGCCCAAUUGCAAGUUGCCUCCAAACCCCCACGGCGUCGGGCGUCAAAUAGCCGGACACCCAGCUUCGCAAGAUCACAAUACUUGCAAAUGGGGCUUGCCAAGAUAACGGGGCUGCUUCGAGUUCGCGCGGCAUCGAAGCAAGCGGAUUGUGGGACGAGUACCUCGAGCCAGGAAGGUCUUCUGCGAAUUGAAAUCCAGAUGCCCAGGUGGCUGUGUAACUCUGUAUUCGAUGCGGUAUUCUCUCGAAGUUAUGCCGGCUGGGCUUGCUCACUCAACGUGUACAGCUACAUUCGGCGCGACUCCGACGUAUUCAGGCUGAUCGAAGACGCAUUAAGACUUGACGAUCUCAAUAUGAUGUUUCGCCUUUUUCAAGACAGAAAGUGUGGUCCACUAGACCACAUAUUGUUCGGCCAUGAGAGUGAGUCAGGGCUGCUUGAGCGUGCGCUAUUACAUGGAGCUUGGCAAGUCGCUAGAUACUUGCUCGACUACGAUUCAGAGGAAGCCAAUACUUCCGACCUUAUAGGGUGGCAGCCUAUACGCGCAGAAAGAAUACCCCAAUUUGAACAUUUUCUCCAGCACGAUGAGCUGAGCGAUACAGCUCGAAUCAAAGCCCUACAUGGCUGUGGCGGUGAUCUAAACUCUUUCACUGAUCUUGUCAGUCGACUCUGGCCUCACAACGAGUUCUAUGAAGCCGGCUUUCUAGGCAAACGAUUGAACUUGGCGACAACGCUUGUGCGUGUCUUUGCUUGGAAGUCACCUGUGCUUUCUCAUGACGUCUUUCAUCAUCUCUGUCAGUCGUUAUGCCUUGAAGCAGCGGAUACUCUAACCGUUGUAGAGAUGAUGGACAGCCUCGCUUACGGGGUAGGCCAAACGGUGUGGCUCGAUCCAGACACUACAAACAAGUGGCAUAUCGUGAUCUUGGAUGUAAUAAGUCGACUCAAAAAAUCCGCGAUGAUGCCAGAAGAACACCCCUACACGAAAAUUGGUAAUGUUGGUUGGAGUUUACAGCUAUUCCGUACAGUUACACCAUUCACAAACUUAUUCUUGCCAUCGUUCAUGGCGCUUCCCGGCUUGAGCUCGGAACGGAAGAGCACUAGACAUCACAAGAUGGAUUCGCGGCUUAGCAAUUGCGCAAGAGCUGCACAAAUUUGGCUUCAAAUGCUUCAAGAAUGCGGUAUUGAUCUGCUAGAAUAUGGAAAUUAUGAAAAGCGAAGGCUUAUGGACGAAGAAGGUUGUGAUUUUAGAAUUUUCCAAGACGUGUGGGAUGAAAGAUGGAUUGACGGGACCAAGAAUGGUCUGUUUGAAAUAAGAUUGAUCAAUUUCAACCAUGGUAGCCAGGUGGAGGACUGGAAGCUGUGGUGGUCGGAGCCGACAGAUGAAUUGGUUGGCGACUUUUGGAGGGAAAUGGAGCCGGGGCCACUGUGCAUGCCUGGAAGCUGGGUCGAAGACUGAGGACGAGGCUUCGGGCUGCUGUACGUGAUGAAUUUUGGGCACUUUUUGAAAUGGAAUAAACAGAGAGGGGCUGCCAUGUAGAUGUAAACCCAGUUAACGAUUUGCCUCGUGAAAACUUCUAUGGUACCGUCUUAUACGGCUCACAAGUUCAUUCUUCCCGCAAAUUUAACCGUCUCUAGGCA